GGUAGUUGCAUGGGACCACAUACUCCAGACUCGGGGGUGUCUGUCUGAAAAGUUUCCUGGCAGCCGUAAAGCUCCUGUGUCACCUCUGAAAGCGUGGAAAAGCGGUUGCUGAUCAAGUGACUAUGAGUCUGCUACACUGUGAAAACAGCUGUGGGUCCAGCCAGCCUGGGAGCGACUGCUGUGCUGCCAUGGCCAGCUCCUGCAGCAUGACAGCCAAGGACGACAGUGUGAGCGGGACUGCCAGCACAGGGAACCUCUCCAGCUCUUUCAUGGAAGAGACCCAGGGCUAUGACGUGGAGUUUGACCCGCCCCUGGAGAGCAAGUAUGAGUGCCCCAUUUGCUUGAUGGCAUUGCGGGAAGCAGUGCAGACCCCAUGUGGCCACAGGUUCUGCAAAGCCUGCAUCAUCAAAUCCAUAAGGGAUGCAGGUCACAAAUGUCCAGUUGACAAUGAAAUACUGCUGGAAAGCCAACUGUUUCCUGACAAUUUUGCAAAACGAGAGAUUCUUUCUCUAAUGGUGAAGUGUCCAAAUGCAGGUUGUUUGCACAAGAUGGAACUGAGGCAUCUUGAGGAUCAUCAAAUACAUUGUGAAUUUGCUCUUAUAAGCUGUCCUCAAUGCCAGCGCCCCUUCCAGAAAUGCCAACUGGAUAUUCACAUUCUCAAGGAUUGUCCACGGAGGCAGGUUGCAUGUACAAAUUGCGCUGAAUUGAUGGCAUUUGAAGAAAAAGAGAUCCAUGACCAGAACUGUCCUUUGGCAAACGUCAUCUGUGAAUACUGCAAUACCAUGCUUAUCAGAGAACAGAUGCCUAAUCAUUAUGAUUUAGAUUGCCCUACGGCCCCAAUUCCAUGCACUUUCAGCACUUUUGGUUGCCACGAAAAGAUGCAGAGGAACCACUUGGCACGACACCUGCAAGAGAAUACGCAGUCGCACAUGAGAAUGCUGGCCCAGGCUGUUCACAGUUUGAGCCUUGCCCUGACUUCCAUCCCUCAGCCUGAUCUGCUCCCAUACGAUUCUGCCUCCCAGCCCCGGGUUUCCUGUUCGUGUCACCCAGAGGUCCAGAAUUUCCAGGAAACUAUUCAGCAGUUAGAGGGUCGCCUUGUAAGACAAGACCAUCAGAUCCGGGAACUGACUGCUAAGAUGGAAACUCAGAGUAUGUAUGUAAGCGAUCUCAAACGAACUAUUCGAACCCUUGAGGACAAAGUCGCUGAAAUUGAAGCACAGCAGUGCAAUGGGAUUUAUGUCUGGAAGAUUGGCAACUUUGGGAUGCACUUGAAGUCUCAGGAAGAGGAGAAACCUGUCGUCAUCCAUAGCCCUGGAUUCUACACAGGCAAACCCGGGUACAAACUGUGCAUGCGCUUGCACCUGCAGUUACCCACGGCCCAGCGCUGUGCGAACUACAUAUCUCUCUUUGUCCACACAAUGCAAGGAGAGUAUGACAGCCACCUCCCUUGGCCCUUCCAGGGAACAAUACUCCUUACCAUCCUGGAUCAGUCCGAAGCACCUGUAAGGCAAAACCAUGAAGAAAUAAUGGAUGCCAAAUCGGAGCUGCUUGCCUUCCAGCGACCCACAAUCCCACGGAACCCAAAAGGGUCCUACCGUGGCAAGUUUUUACAGAGUAAAAUAAAGAGAUAAAAGACCUCUCUCCUGCACCACUCUCAGUACCAGAGCUCAGCUGGUUACUAGCUUAUCCUGUCCCUUUGCUUUAUGCUUUAUGCCAAAAAACGUGCCUUCCAAUUAGCUCCUGAGAGUCACUCACACACCCCCUCUGGCACGCCCUCUGGGGUGACCCCUCUGGAGCCCU
Messenger RNA from Tupaia belangeri chinensis (Chinese tree shrew), 1800 nucleotides. RefSeq names its product TNF receptor associated factor 6 (gene TRAF6). The transcript has 8 exons. Gene Ontology annotation, cellular component: plasma membrane signaling receptor complex. The record is from RefSeq and is a predicted model, not a curated record. Gene Ontology annotation, biological process: regulation of apoptotic process; regulation of canonical NF-kappaB signal transduction; innate immune response. Bases 123 to 1631 code for a protein of 502 amino acids. Lineage: Eukaryota; Metazoa; Chordata; Mammalia; Scandentia; Tupaiidae. Gene Ontology annotation, molecular function: ubiquitin protein ligase activity; tumor necrosis factor receptor binding; zinc ion binding.